This is a messenger RNA of Lathyrus oleraceus (garden pea), 1086 nucleotides long. RefSeq lists its product as uncharacterized. The record is from RefSeq and is a predicted model, not a curated record. The transcript is spliced from 2 exons. Bases 1 to 1086 code for a protein of 361 amino acids. Lineage: Eukaryota; Viridiplantae; Streptophyta; Magnoliopsida; Fabales; Fabaceae.
AUGUUGGAAACCCAAAUCUCUCAAGUAGCACAGCAACAAGCUGCUUCGACUACACCAGGAGGAUCAUUUUAUGGACAACCUCAAACUAACCCUAAAGAUCCUAGGUUAAACAACAAGCCAAAGCCACAGGAAGGAAACGUUGUGACUACAUCGGAAAAACAAGCAGUAGAAAAACUAGUAGAACCAGUGAAACCAAGAGAAGAAGAAGUUAAAGAUAAAAAAGAAGUGAAUGGUAGUCAAGUCUAUGUACUACUCCCUCCUUAUAAACCCCUGGUUCCUUAUCGGCAAAUACUUAAACAAACUAAACAAUAUACCCAAUAUAAGAAGUUCGUGAAGGUAUUUGAGAAACUUCAUGUCGAAAUACCUUUCACUAAGGUUAUUACCCAAAUACCAUCAUACGCUAAAUUCCUGAAAGACAUCUUAACAAACAAGAGCAAUCUUGACGAUCCCAAACCUUUAGAGUGCAACGCAAUUGCUGAGAACAAAGUAGCCAAGAAGGAGAAAGAUCUCGAAAGGUUUUCGAUACCAUGUGUUCUAGGAAGACAUGUUAUUGACAAAGCACUACUGGAUUUAUGCGCAAGUGUAAGUAUGAUGCCUUUAGCUGUCUGCAAUAGACUAAACCUGAGAGAUAUUCAACUAACUAGGAUGCCCCUUCAACUGGUUGAUCGAUCAGUUAAGUACCCGAUCAGUAUGUUAGAAGAUAUUCCAGAUUGGAUUGGUCAACUUUACAUCUCAAUCGACGUUUUUGUAAUGGACAUCAAAGAAGACGAAGAUAUCCUUAUUCUUAUAGGUAGACCUUUCUUAUCAACUGUUGGAGCCAUAAUAGAUGUCAAAAGAGUAAAAAUGACUUUCGAAGUAGGUGACGAGAAAGUCGAGUUUAUAAUAUCCAAGUUUCUAAAAGCAACUGCCAUUGAUGCCUCGUGUUGUGCCAUCCACAUUGUUGAUGAGUGCAUAAGAGAGUUGGAUAAGGAAUCACCUACCGAAACAAUAAAACUUCCCUCGACACCCAUAAUGGAAGACGAUGGAUUUAAAUCAAUGACACUGUAUAUGGAUGACAGUCUUUACGAAUGCCUAGCACUCACCUAG